Molecule: messenger RNA, 501 nt
Organism: Prorocentrum cordatum
Lineage: Eukaryota; Dinophyceae; Prorocentrales; Prorocentraceae
Source: the annotation of a GenBank genome assembly
AUGGAGCCCGUGCCGCGCGCGGACGCUGCCGCGGAGGAGGCCGGCGCGGCCCCAGCGGGCGCCGCGGCGGCGGCGGGGCCGAGCGCGGAGGUCCAGGCCGCCCCCGUGCCGGACGCCAUGAGCGGCGAAGCCACCUGGCUGGCCAGGCGCGAGCAGUGGCUCCGACCGCGCGCCGCCGCCAAAGACGGCGCGCCGCAACGCGCCCCCGCGCUCAACUGGCUCGAGCUCUCGUCCGCCGAGCGCUACAACCUCAGGAGCUGCCUGUCCUCCGUGGAGCAGCCCUACCCGCCCCUGUCGCGGCGCCUGCCGCUGCGGGUCGCCGUGCGCUGCGCGGACGAGCUCUGGAGCUCCGGCGGGGCGGGCGGCCCGGGCGCGGUGGAGCAGCUCGCGGAGGCGGCGCGCGUGGCCUCGCAGGAGCUGGCGAAGAAGUCCGCCGCGCUCGGCUCCACGCUGGCCAGGCCGGGGGCGCCCUUCGGAGUCAACGAUGGGGGGGGGGGAUAG